Molecule: messenger RNA, 883 nt
Organism: Humulus lupulus (European hop)
Lineage: Eukaryota; Viridiplantae; Streptophyta; Magnoliopsida; Rosales; Cannabaceae
Exons: 6
Coding region: 159-737 (192 amino acids)
Source: RefSeq, a predicted model, not a curated record
AAUCCUUCACCCAACUCAACUCUAUAAUUACUCCCAUUCUCAUAAACUCCAAAUUAAAAAAGAAAAAUUAAAAGACGCUUCGCUUGGGCUUGAUUUGCUCUCUUCACCCACCCCUGAUUGACUGAAUCAAGACCGUUUGAUCUUGAUCGAUCGCAAUCAUGGAGGUCCGACCCCAUCCAACGGCGGACAACUCGUCGGCCACACCGCGUCACCGUCAGCAUCCGACUACUCCCGGAGCUCGGGCGAAACAGCCCGCCGCUUCUCCCAACCCCGUCGACACCACCUCCGUCUCCCAGAGGUUGCAGAAGGAGUUGAUGUCUCUUAUGAUGAGCGGAGGGGAUCUUGGGGUAUCAGCUUUUCCUGAAGGAGAGAGCAUUUUUGCAUGGAUUGGCACAAUUGAGGGUGGAAAAGGAACAAUGUACGAAGGUUUAUCUUACAAACUUUCAUUGCGUUUUCCUGUGGACUAUCCUUUUAAGCCACCUGUAGUUAAGUUUGAGACAAUGUGCUUUCACCCCAAUGUAGAUCAGUUUGGCAACAUAUGCCUUGACAUACUCCAGGACAAGUGGUCUUCAGCUUAUGAUUGCAGGACUAUUCUUCUCUCCAUUCAGAGUCUUUUAGGAGAACCGAAUCCAGAGUCUCCUCUCAAUAGCUAUGCUGCAGCAUUGUUGAGUAACAAGGAAGAUUAUAGAAAAAUGGUCCAGAAGCAGUAUUUUGCUGGGGAAGUUUUGGAGAGUUGAUUCUCAUGAAUUUGUAAAAUCUGUAUAGCUGGGGAAAAUUGUCAUUUGAAAGUAAGGAUUCUCAUUGAAUAGUACAAGGUUGUUCUACAAACUCUAUAAUUGUGUUCCUUUAAUAACCGUAUAGGCCCGAGAAGCCAGAACAGACA